Molecule: messenger RNA, 1158 nt
Organism: Coprinopsis cinerea okayama7#130
Lineage: Eukaryota; Fungi; Basidiomycota; Agaricomycetes; Agaricales; Psathyrellaceae
Exons: 7
Coding region: 1-1158 (385 amino acids)
Biological process (GO): regulation of transcription by RNA polymerase II
Cellular component (GO): mediator complex; core mediator complex
Molecular function (GO): transcription coregulator activity
Source: RefSeq, a predicted model, not a curated record
AUGGACGACGACGAGGUCAACGAGGUCCGGAAUCCGUUCCCUUCGCCCCCUUCCCACUACACGAGAUACUCCUCUCAUAAUCUCAAAUUACUAGCUCUCCUCAAAGAAAGGGCCCCUGACCACCAGGACCACCCUGUCAACCAACACCAGCUUUUAUCCGACCAGAAGGACGUCCCAGAAUGGGACUUGGGAUUGUUGGAGAAACCUCGCGUUGAUUGGAUUCUAGACGAACCCGACGCACACUAUAAUGUCUUUGGCGAAAGGUGGCCCGUGAAAGAGAAGCAUCCCUCCCUAGCCGAGGCUGGGAUCACACAGCUGUACUCAAGUGACCCGUCUGUAGAUAGGCGACCAGCCCUUGUUUCCGUCCUCAAGUCCCUGCUGGUCACCUAUUCCAAUCUCAUCUCAUCGCUACUGGACCCACCACCUCUGGAGGGAGCGCCCGAAUGGAACAGACACAUGGCAUGGCUGAAGACUCUGUCCCUGAAUCUUCUGGCCGCAGCAAAUGACCUGCGUCCCAUGCAAGCCCGAUGCAGCCUUGAGCUCAUGAUGCAAAGACAACUCGAGUUGAGGAGAGAGGAAACUAGAAACAUUCAUGAUAAAUGCGACGCUCUGGAAGCCAAGUUGAAGGAACUUCGAGCUACACCCCUGCAAUCCUCUCAAGACAUCACCAAGCAUUUCAGCGAUGAUGAAGGCGACGCCGAUGAACCGCUAGCGCCGUUACCUGACGAACCCGAAAUCGUGGACGGUGACGAAGAAAUGGAACAAGACGAAACCGCCGCUCCCUCAAGAGCGGAACCAGCAUCCAAAGAAACUGCUGAACCCGAGCCAGAGGCCACAACGACAGAAGAAACUCCCUCUAAAGCACCCUCGCCCAAACCUCAACUUUCAAUGACAACAGCGGAAGACCCUCCACAGGGCAGCGAACUCGAUCCGUCAUUGAAACCUAUGGACGUCAAUAUGGAUGAUGGCGAAGAAGGCGAGGGGAAGAAAGAAGGCAAAUUGGAGUUGAAUAUGACUGGACUUGGGCCAGACGGCCUGCCGUUGGAGGGAAGCCACGACCUCUCUCAACUCGACCCGGCAGACUCGCUCAACGGUCAUUACACUGAUAUACGCGCUCUCCUAUGUCUUCCACGUCUCCCAGAAAUCUUUGGUGUUUAG